UUUUUUUUUUUUUAAAUGAGUCAUCACCAUAACCCUUUUGUUAAAAAGCUUUUGGCACUUUUCAAAAAGACACAUGAAGAUGACAAGGAUAAAGAGUCAUCAAAAUACCCAUCUGCUCUGAACGCUAAAUAUGAAAUAGGAGAAAAGACAUUAGGUGUAGGUUCCUUUGCAGUUGUAAAGGAAUGUACUAAUCGAAUAACAAAUGAAAAGUGUGCAGUCAAGAUCAUCUUGAAAAAAGUAAUUGCAGGCAAACAACAAAUGCUAGAUAGUGAAUUAGAUAUAUUAACAAAGGUACAUCAUGAACAUAUUGUUUCUAUGCAUGAUAUUUUUGAAUCAAAUGAUGCAGUUUAUAUCAUUACUGAUCUCUGUACCGGAGGAGAAUUAUUUCAACGUAUCGUUGAAAGAGGAACAUAUACUGAAGCAAUGGCUGCAGAUCUUGUUCGACAAAUAUUAGAAGGACUAGCUUAUUUACAUUCAUUAGAUAUUGUACAUCGUGAUAUUAAACCUGAAAAUUUAUUAUUUAAAACACCAGAAGAAGAUGCAGAGUUAUUAAUUACAGACUUUGGUUUAUCAAAACUAUUAAAGAAUAAUAAUGAAGUAUUAACAACAGCUUGUGGAACGCCAGGCUAUGUUGCCCCUGAAGUACUUUUAGGUACAGGGCAUGGUAAACCAGUUGAUCUUUGGAGUGUUGGUGUUAUUAUGUAUACUCUUUUAAGUGGCUAUACGCCUUUCUAUGGUGAAGAUCAGAAUGAAUUGUUUGAUUCUAUCAUGAAGGCUGAGUAUGAAUUUGAUGAAGAAUACUGGGGAGAUAUAUCAAUUGAAGCCAAGAAUUUGAUUAAUAAGUUAUUAACUUUUAAUCCUACAGAACGAAUUACAGCAGAAGAAGCCCUUCAUGAUAUUUGGAUUACAGGAGAAACUGAUAAUGAUAUUAACUUGGCACCCAACGUGCGUAAAGGUUUUAAUAACCGUAGAACACUUAGAUCUAUUGUUGCUGCUGUUACUGCUAUCAAUAAAUUAAAGUUGGAAGAUUAAAUAAUGACAACAAUAUACACGUUUUUAUUUAUUUUUUUAUUGGAAUCCAAUAUUUAUAGUGUAUUCCUAUUUUUAGAAAAUGUGUGUUUUUUGUGGUUUUUUUUUGUGUGUAUUUUUUUUUAAGCUUUUUUCUUCUUUUUACUUCAUAAACAUAUUUUUAUUAUUAUUUUUAUUAUUAUUACAUGAAUUCAGGAUUUAAUUAUACAGACUAUCCUGUUAUUGUAGGAAUAGAUUUUGGUAAAGUAUUUU
This is a messenger RNA of Cokeromyces recurvatus, 1281 nucleotides long. RefSeq names its product calcium/calmodulin dependent protein kinase 2. Lineage: Eukaryota; Fungi; Mucoromycota; Mucoromycetes; Mucorales; Mucoraceae. The record is from RefSeq and is a predicted model, not a curated record. The coding region runs from base 16 to 1032 and encodes 338 amino acids. Gene Ontology annotation, molecular function: protein kinase activity; ATP binding. Gene Ontology annotation, biological process: protein phosphorylation. The transcript is spliced from 6 exons.